Calliphora vicina (urban bluebottle blowfly) is the source of this 13373-nucleotide messenger RNA. RefSeq names its product dynein heavy chain 3, axonemal (gene Dnah3). The record is from RefSeq and is a predicted model, not a curated record. NCBI's taxonomy places the organism in Eukaryota, Metazoa, Arthropoda, Insecta, Diptera, Calliphoridae. Gene Ontology annotation, cellular component: dynein complex. Gene Ontology annotation, biological process: microtubule-based movement. Bases 37 to 13239 code for a protein of 4400 amino acids. Gene Ontology annotation, molecular function: ATP binding; dynein intermediate chain binding; dynein light intermediate chain binding. The transcript has 63 exons.
UAAAGACCAUAAAACAUCAUCACCAUCAGCAUCAGCAUGAAGAAAGUCAUAAAGACACAACCUGAAAAGCGUCCGUAUUGCAAACCGCAGAGACGUCAAAAAAUCAUUAAUCGUCCAGCAGAGGAAGCUCUUUGUAAAACAGAACGUAAAACUUUAGUGGCUGCUCAGCUGAAACCGCGACCUUUGGUCGACUGUCCAUUCUAUAAUUUAAAAUAUAAAUUCGAUGAAUUGCCACUGGAUCCGGUUAAAGAGUUUAUCAUAGAGAAAAUUUCUCACAUGCAAUCGAAUGCCAUCACGGGACGCUGCAACAAAGAAUUGGAAUUUCAUCAAUAUAAUGUGGAGAGUGUUGAAUUGAAAUAUGACGAAUAUGAUGAUUAUAAUGAUGACAAUUUACCAGAAUUACAACUGAAGGACAUUGUUAUGCCGCAGAAAUUCGAAAUGCUUCGUAAUAAGAAAUUGCAUUUUUAUGGUUUUGAUGUUUGUGAUGAUCCAUAUCCCUGGCUAAACAAAUAUUUGAGCGAACAACCUACCGAAGAGUCGGUUUUUGCGGUGACCCAUACACUGUUGGACAUUUAUUGCACCCGCCGAGUACGUGUGUUUUAUUUUAAUUGUCGCACCAAAUCAUCCCUGUUUACAAAUGAACUAAAGAAAUUACAUGGUGGACCGACGGAUGUGAUUGGUGGCUACAAUACACCAUCAGCUAAGCGCUUGCGUUUGCCGGCUUUGAAACCACCAGCUAAAGUUAAAAAAUUUAAGGCGGGUGAUCAUUAUGCAUUGAGGACACCGGAAGAGUGUCGCAAUGAACUGGCACGUAUGGGAAAGGUUAUCGAUGAAUUAAUUGCACCAACUCUGCAGCGUGCUAAAGCAGUAGUAAAACAGCCACAUCCAGAAUCAAGUACCACGAAAGAGUCUGACGAACAACAUCAACAAUGCAGUACAAAUAGUAGGUGGAAAAAACAUGUUAAAAGCAAACUUAAAAGUGUGGGCUAUUUUAAAACAUCCAUAAUCAGCCGAAAGGAUUUUGCAACAAAUGAAGAAUUUCUGCUGCACUUAAAACGUUUGGAAAAGGAAAAAUUUAAAUAUUUGGAAGGCUUUUUACCAGUGGAUCCUGAAGUACAGAAAGCUUUAAUAUUAAAUAAUUAUAAUGCCAAGCUAUUGGAAUCGAGCAGAAAAUUUACGCCACAUGUGGAAAAGCGCUACAAGUGUCUAAUGCAGCAUCUUUCCGUAUUAAGUUUGGAGACUUUUCCAUCCAAGUUGAUUAAGAAAGUUUUACCGAAUAUCAGUAGAAAACUUCAAUUUCUGCAGGAUGCUUAUAAGUUUGUUUGCCAAGAAGAGAAAUUGUGGCCAAAAUUGCAUCCUGAAGUUAUGUUAAUGGAUUAUCUUUUCACAAGUGAACGACAAAUACCCACCGAUGUAGCCGUGUUAAUUAUCUCAUGUCUUAUAGAUCUCCAAGAAGAUUUUCGUUAUUAUGUGAAACGUGCAUUUCUACGAUAUUUACUCAGAUCACCAUUGGAACGUAAACGUUUGCAAUUGGAGUUUGAACCGCCUGAAUUUCCCAUAAUGACCAUACGAGCACCAGUACCUUGGAAAGUUUAUGUACAAUUAGCACGAAAUCAUUUGGAUCAAGUACUAAUGACUACACAUCCCGUUAUACAAGCUUUAAAUUUGCUGUGGCAUCAACUCUAUAAUGACUUGGUUAUUGUUGAUGUUUCCAAGAUUAUUCUACGUGAUAUACCCAUGGACGCCGAUGAGUUAAUAAAUUUUAUCCAAGAAAGUUGUGACACUAUUAGAGAUUUGUUAUUGAAUGAUUGGAUUCCACGUUGUGCUGAUAUGAUGGAUGUAAUGCGUAAAACUUGGAAGGAUUUAAUACCAAUGCGUGGUGGCUAUGGUGGACGUGCAGCCAUACUUUUUCGUUGUGUACAUGCUUUGAUGUCACACCAUUUGGAAACCUUAAUCACCAGAAGUUUAUCGUACUUGUAUAAGACUUUGGAGGAUUAUUUGGAUGGCAAUGAUAUUGUUAAAUAUAAUAUGCAUGAUCCCAAAUUAAAGAGGCGCCCUCUAAUGACUCUUAUUGUGUCGGUUAUUGGCACCCAUUUUGAUAAUCCCACGAGAGAAGAUAUACCAGCCGAACACACAAUACCACCCAUAUAUGAAGAACAGGAAGAUGAUGCUAAUCCAUUCUAUAAAAGGCCCACUGUGGUGUUGGUGGAGACGCCUGCCCUAGACGUCGACCAUCUAAGUACAUUCCUUUCAAGAAACAGUGGUAAAUUCCAUGCCUUUCCCUACAUAGGCAGUCUACCAGAGUUAUUUAUUGGCAUUUUCAAAAGGAUUUUAAGAGUAGGCUAUGAAAUACCGCGACUGGAAUAUGUUAUGUCAAAUGAUCCAGAUACCUACGGUUAUUUACAUUGCAUAAAUGAAAAUCAUCCUGAUAUUGUACUGCUAUAUGACAAAAUACAAAAAAUAGUGGAGAAUAAUUGGCGUGGUCCCAUAGUUUAUUUGCUGCCUAUUUACAAAUACUAUUAUCCAUUAUUGUCGAAUCGAAUACAACCGAUUGUGGAAAAGAUUUUUACCCAACAUAUUUUACCGGACUUAAUGUCAAUUGAAAAUGUGAUGAAAAAACUUCGCUCUAUUAUUGAGGAAACAUAUAUUUUACGUGAUUUUAUACCAUUGAAUCUGUUUAUGUUGGAUAAUCGUCAUGUUAAGCAAUCGGUUGCAAUGUUGGUACAGAAUAUUUAUGAUUUUAUCAUUGACUUUUAUAUGGCUGUAAAUCUCAAUGAAAAUCGUGCGAUAUGUGAUGCUUUAGAAGAAAUGUCAAUGAAGGCAGGUGAACGUCCGGAAGAGACGGCAGAAGUUGUUGCAUUGCAAAACUAUUUGGCAGAAUGUCGAGAUGAGAAAAUAUUUGCCAUAAAAGAUGAGAUAAAAGUUGUAUCAAAACGUGUUGUAUUCCUGCUGACACACACAAAAUUAACAAAUGAAGACAUACAUCUAAAUACACGUACAUUUAUUUUACCAUCUGAGCUGGAAGAAGUGCUGGAUUUAAGUGCAGCUCGCUUAAGUGUUGUUCGUGAUAAUUUGGAAUUCGCUUUGCGUGAAAAACGUAUUAAAUUCGAACAAUUAAUUUUAUAUGAAAAACGUCGUAUGGAUGGUUUCCGUGUUAAAGAAACACGUGAUGUUCUUACUUUGGAUGAGCUUAAAGAACGUGUCGAAACUGUCGAUGAAUUAUUUGAUAUUAUUGAGAAUAUGAGCCGCGAAGCAAAAGCAAUUAAUGUUGAGGAACAAUUGCUGCAAAUAGAUGUAUCACCGUUUGCCACACUGGUGGAAAUUGUUGAAAAAAUGGAGCCUAUUGAGAAGCUAUGGAAAACCGCAUAUCAAUUUGAAAAGGAUCAUGCGAUAUGGAUGUACCAAAGAUUCCAAUGUUUAAAUGCGGAUGCCAUAGCAGAGGAAGUCGAGAAUAUGCACCGGAUUGUAUACAAACUCUCACGUCAGUUGGCUAAUAAUCCCACGGCUAAACGGGCAGCGGAACAAGUACGAGUAAAAAUUGAGAAAUUUCGUGUUUAUUUGCCGGUAUUAGAUGCCAUAUGCCGUCAAGGCCUAGAACAACGCCACUGGGAUAUGAUAUCGACAUUUUUGGGCAAAGAUUGCAAUCCUGAUUUGUAUCCCUCCCUUAAGGAUAUGAUUGAUUGUGGCAUUAUGUCCAUACUGCCACAAUUGGAAGAAAUUUCAAUAGCAGCUGGCAAAGAAUAUGAUUUAAAUCAGCUAUUGGAUGGCAUGAAAACAGACUGGAAAGAUGUGUGUUUUGAUGUUUUGCAAUACCGUGACUCCGAUACACAUAUACUGGCUGCUUUGGAUGAUAUACAAACACUUUUAGAUGAUCAUAUCAUGCGUACACAAGCCAUGAAACGAUCACCCUUUAUAGCGGCUUUGGGCUCAAAGGCAGACGAUUGGGAAAAUCGUUUGACACUCAUACAAAAUAUCAUAGAUACUUGGACUUCGGUGCAGAUAACUUGGAUGUAUUUGGAACCCAUCUUCUCGUCGGAAGAUAUUAUGCGACAAAUGCCUUUGGAGGGUCGCAACUUUAAGGCUGUGGAUAAAAUUUGGCGUCGCAUUAUGCGUAACACUGUUAGCGAUUUGCAUGUUAUGGCUGCCACUGAGUAUCCCGACAUGUUGGAAAUAUUCAAGAAGGCCGUGGCAGACUUGGAAACCGUGCAAAAGGGUUUAAAUACAUAUUUGGAACAGAAACGUUUGUUUUUUGCUCGUUUCUUUUUCUUGUCGAACGAUGAGUUACUGGAGAUUUUAUCAGAGACCAAGGAUCCUUUGAGGGUGCAGCCACAUCUGAAGAAAUGUUUUGAGGGUAUUUCAAUGUUGACUUUUGAUGACAGUAUGGAAAUAACCCAAAUGAUAUCGGAUGAGGGCGAAAAGGUGCCACUUGUUAGGAAAAUUAAUCCGCAGUUGGCCAAUGGCUUAGUCGAACUAUGGCUUAAGGAAGUAGAGGCCACAAUGUUGGACAGUGUCAAAGAACAAAUGAAAUUUGCUUGGGAGGAUUAUUUCAUGAUUGAACGUAUACAAUGGGUGGUAUCAUGGCCGGGACAAGUAGUGCUUGGAAUAUCCUGCAUGGCCUGGACUUAUGAGGUGGAGGAAGCUAUAGAGAACAAUACUUUGUCACAAUAUCUAACCAAGUCAACACAACAAAUUUCUGACUUGGUUAAUUUAGUGCGCACAGAUUUAAGCAGCAAUACCAGAAUAACCAUAGAGGCGCUAAUAGUGUUAGAUGUACAUGAUCGUGAUGUAGUGAAUUAUUUGGUGGAAAAUAAAGUGUCUACUUUGCUAGACUUUGAUUGGAUGUCUCAAUUGCGUUACUACUGGAAAGUCACUGAAAAACGCGAGGAAUGGGUUUGUGUCAGUAUGGUUGUUACUGACGUCAAAUAUGGCAUGGAAUAUUUGGGUAAUACACCAAGGUUGGUCGUAACACCACUCACUGAUCGAUGUUACAGGACACUAAUGGGCGCUUUGAAACUAUGUUUGGGUGGAGCACCGGAAGGCCCUGCUGGCACUGGAAAAACGGAAACAACCAAAGAUUUAGCCAAAUCGGUUGCUAAAAAAUGUGUGGUAUUUAACUGUUCAGAUGGUUUAGACUACAAGGCAUUGGGUAAAUUUUUCAAGGGUUUAGCACAAUCUGGCGCCUGGGCAUGUUUCGAUGAAUUCAAUCGCAUCGAAUUGGAAGUAUUGUCUGUGGUUGCCCAACAAAUAUUAACAAUACAAAGAGCGAUUGGAAGAAAAGUUGUUAAAUUCUUUUUCGAAGACACAAUGCUACGUUUGGAUCCAACAUGUUCAAUAUUCAUAACAAUGAAUCCAGGUUACGCCGGCCGCACUGAAUUACCUGAUAAUCUUAAGGUAUUAUUUCGUACAGUAGCCAUGAUGGUGCCUGAUUAUGCAAUGAUUGGUGAAAUAACUCUGUACUCGAAUGGUUUUUAUGAGGCACGUCAAUUGUCGCAGAAAAUUGUUCAGGCGUAUAAAUUGUGUUCGGAACAGUUGUCGUCACAAUCCCACUAUGAUUAUGGUAUGCGUGCCGUAAAAUCUGUGCUGUUGGCUUCAGCAUCAUUGCGUCGCAUGUACCAAAGUUUGCCCGAAGCCCAAAUUGUUUUACGCGCCAUUGUUGAUGUAAAUUUGCCGAAAUUCUUGGAACAAGAUGUUUCAUUAUUUGUUGGCAUUUACACGGAUCUCUUUCCCGGCACCGAAUUGCCGAUGCCAUCUCGUGAGGAUAUAAUGAAAUGGUUAAUUAAAAUAUUGAACGAAAGAAAUCUCCAGGCCACACCAUGGUUUGUGGAGAAGAUUUUACAAAUUUAUGAAAUGCUGCUGGUGAGACAUGGCCUAAUGGUGGUUGGUGGUCCAAUGGGUGGUAAAACCACAGCGUGGCAGGUUUUAGCCCAAUGUCUGCGUUAUGUAUCAGCUGAUGAAGAGGCCACUUUGCGUGAGUAUCCCACAAAUUAUCGCAUCAUUAAUCCCAAAGCCAUUACCAUGGGACAAUUAUAUGGACGUUUUGAUCCAGUCUCCCACGAGUGGUAUGAUGGUGUAUUGGCCAAAACGUUUCGCGAGUUUGUCAAUGGUUCGCAACGUGAACGUUUCUGGAUUUUCUUUGAUGGUCCGGUGGAUGCGGUAUGGAUUGAAAAUUUAAAUACCGUAUUGGAUGACAAUAAGAAAUUGUGCCUGAUGUCGGGUGAAAUUAUCACCAUGACUAAGCUGAUGAAUAUGAUGUUUGAACCGGCUGACCUGGAGCAGGCCUCACCAGCCACUGUUUCGCGUUGUGGCAUGGUCUAUAUGGAACCUUCUCAGCUGGGUUGGCAGGCUUUACAUCAGAGUUUUGUUAAUGUUUUGCUGAAUAUUGUGGGUUUGAAUGAUAUCUAUAUGAAUCUGUUUGAGGAAAUGAUACAGUGGCUGGUACCGGCUGCCUUGGAUAUUUUGCCAGAGUGUAAUAAAAUGGUGGAAACAUCACCGAUUCAUCAGUAUCAGAUGUUCUCCCGCUUCUUUUUGCAUUUUUUGGACAAACACAAGGUGUUCAAUCAAGUUUGGUUCCAGCAAAUGUUUUUAUUCUGCUAUGCCUGGGCAUUCUGCUCUCAUUUGCAAGUCAGAGGCAUUAAACGUUUCGAUGCUUUGCUGCGCAAAAUCUUGUAUGGCGCCAAUGAAGACUAUCCCAAACCCAAAUACUUUUCCCUCAAUCGUGGUCAAAUGUUUCCCGAAAAACUCUCCUUUAUGGACUAUCGUUUUGAUGAACAAGAAAAUUGGUGGACUUGGCAAAAGUCCAGUGAUGAUCCCUCUGCUGCCAUAUCAUCAUUUCCCGAAGGUGCCCAAAUAAGCGAACUAAUUGUACCCACCAAUGAAUCGGGUUAUUUGACCUAUUGGCAAGAGUUCUGCAUAGCUAAAUCAUAUCCCAUAAUGGUUAUAGGACCCACCGGUACGGGUAAAAGUGCCAUACUCACCAGUAAUCUAUUGGCACUGCCUAAAGCGUCGAAUUUGGUGAAUAUAGUGAAUUUUUCGGCCAGAACUACAGCCCAGCUGGUGCAGGAGACCAUAAUGUCGAAAUUGGAGAGAAGGAGAAAGGGUGUUUAUGGGCCACCGCUGGGAAGAAAGUGUCUGGUAUUUUGUGAUGACAUUGCCAUGCCAAGUAAGGACACUUAUGGAUCUCAGCCUCCCUUGGAAUUGGUGCGCCAGUGGCUGGAUCACGGCUACUGGUCCGAUUUAACAGAUACCACCAAAAUUGAAUUAAUCGAUAUGUGCUUUUUGGGUGCAAUGGGUAUGCCAGGCGGUAGUAAUUUCAUUUUUCCACGUCUCUAUCGUCAUACAUUCGUGGUGGGUGUUGAUUCAUUUGAGGAUGCUACAAUAAUCAAAAUAUUCACAGCCAUCGGUGAUUGGCAUUUUGCCAAAGGCUAUCCCGAAAAGGUGGCCUUACUAUCACGGGGUCUAGCUGAAUCUAUGGUCAGUGUUUAUCGUUCAGCAAUGAGAAUAUUUUUACCAACUCCUGCCAAAUCCCAUUAUACGUUUUCGUUACGUGAUAUAACCCGUGUUUUUCAGGGUGUUGUUUUGGUGCCAGCAAAACGUUUACACGAUCCAGAAAAACUCGGCCGUCUGUGGGCUCAUGAAACGUAUCGUGUUUUUUAUGACCGCCUAAUUGAUCAAAAGGAUCGCGAUCAACUUUUGGAAAUGUGCACUUCCGCCUGCAAAACACACUUACGUUUCUCACUCGAAUCUGCCUUUUCGGAUCGUAUGGCUAGUCCGGCAGCUAAACUAACCGAUGAUGAUUUACGUAAUCUAUUUUUUGGCAACUAUUUGGAACCAGAUGCCGAACCAAAGAUCUACGAUGAAUGUGAAAACUAUAAUAAAUUGGAAAAACUAAUGCAUUAUUAUUUACGUGACUAUAAUGGAUUUUCAAGUACACCCAUGGAUUUGGUUUUAUUUCGUUUUGCCAUUGAGCAUAUAUCGAGAGUUUCACGAGUUUUACAAAUGCCACGCGGUAAUAUUUUAAUGGUCGGUAUGGGUGGUUCUGGUCGACGUAGUUCCUGUCGUUUGGCUGCUCACAUUGCUGAUUGUAGAUUAAUGACGGUACAAGUGACAAAAACUUAUACACAACAGGAUUGGCGUGAUGAUUUAAAAAAGAUAUUGAUGACCGCUGGAUUUAACUUAAAUCACACUGUAUUUCUUUUCUCCGAUUCACAAGCCACCGAUGAAUGCUACAUAGAGGACAUAAAUGGCAUAUUAAAUUGUGGCGAUUUACCAAAUCUUUAUCAAUUAGAAGAUAAAGCAGCCAUAAUGGAAAAUAUGAUUAAUAUUGCAAAACAAUUGGGUAAAAAUAUUGAUCCCUUACCAAGUGAAAUGUAUUCAUUUUUCAUUGAGCGCAUACGAGAACAAUUGCAUGUUGCAUUGGCAUUUUCACCCAUCGGCGAAUCGUUUAAGGAACGCAUACGUAUGUAUCCAUCGUUGAUAAACUGUUGCACAAUCGAUUGGUACAUGCCAUGGCCGGUAGACGCUUUAGAACGUGUUGCGGAAUAUUUUAUUAGCUCAAUGAAAUUGGGUCAAUCACAAGAAACAGAAGAUGCGGAUGCCAAUAAGUCACUUGAAUCAUACGAAUCGAAAGAAAGUAGAAAAAGUUUAGAGGAAGUACAAGAAAUUGUAUUGAGUGAUUUGGAAAAGGAAUUGGUAAAAUGUGUAAUGCAUUUUAAUCAAUCCGUUGUCGGUGCAAGUGAAAAAUGUUUCACAGAAUUGGGUAGAAGAAAUUAUGUGACACCCUCUUCCUAUUUGGAAAUGUUAAAGGCAUUUCGUAACUUUUACAUACGAAAACUUGAAGAGAUAACGAGAUUACGAGAUAGAUAUACGACAGGCUUGGAGAAAUUAGAUUUCGCUGCUGGUCAAGUGGGUGAAAUGCAAUCGAAUUUAUAUGAAUUGCAGCCUAAAUUAAAGGUACUCUCAGAGGAAACGGAAAAAAUAAUGGUUAAUAUUGAACGUGAAACGGCGGAGGCGGAAAAGAAGAAAGAAGUAGUGGGUGCCGAUGAGGCGGCUGCUAAUGAGGCAGCUGCUGCUGCUCAGGCCAUUAAAGAUGAUUGCGAAAGUGAUUUAGCCGAGGCCAUACCGGCUUUGGAAGCCGCUUUAGAUGCUUUGAAUACUCUCAAACCAGCUGAUAUAUUUGUGGUGAAAUCUAUGAAAAAUCCUCCUUAUGGCGUUAAAUUAGUGCUGGAAGCAGUGUGUGUUAUAAAAGGUUUAAAGCCGGAUCGUAAACCAGAUGCUACGGGCAGAAUGGUGGAAGAUUACUGGGGUGCCUCGCUGCGCAUGGUCAGUGAUAUGAAAUUUUUGGAAUCUCUAAAGACAUUCGACAAGGAUAAUAUACCACCAGCUAUAAUUAAGAAGAUUCGGGAGAAAUAUGUUGCUGAUCGUGAUUUUGUGCCGGAAAAAAUUAAAUCAGCCUCUACUGCCUGUGAGGGUUUGUGCCAUUGGGUACGUGCCAUGGAUGUUUAUGACAAAGUUGCAAGAAUUGUUAUGCCCAAAAAGGCGGCCUUAGCUGAGGCUGAAAAUGAUUUGGCAUCCCAAAUGGAAAAACUUAAUUCCAAACGGGCUGAGCUUCAGGUGAUCUUGGAUAAAUUACAAAAGCUUAAUGACUUCUUUGCAGAAAAAUCAAGGCAGAAAAAAGGACUGGAAGAUGAAAUUGAAAAUUGUGAAAAGAAGCUGAACAGAGCUGAAAAACUGUUGGGCGGCUUAGGUGGCGAAAAGACACGUUGGUCAGAGACAGCUCAUAAUCUCCAUAAGUCUAUAAGCAACAUUGUUGGUGAUGUUCUUUUGGCUGGUGGCUGUACAGCAUAUUUGGGAUUUUUUCCAACAGAGUAUCGUGUUAAUAUUUUAGAGGAAUGGAAUGAAGUUUGCCGACAACAUAAAAUACCCUGUUCCGAGAAAUUCUCAUUAGCCAAUACUCUGGGAAAUCCGAUGCAAAUACGUGCUUGGUCUUUAGCAGGUUUACCGGCUGAUAACUUUUCUGUGGAAAACGCCAUCAUCGUAGCUAAUUCCAGUCGUUACUCUCUGCUAAUAGAUCCACAAGUACAAGCCAACAAGUGGAUUAAAAAUAUGGAAAAGAAAAAUGACCUUAAAGUUAUAAAGCAAAGUGAUGCCAAUUAUAUGCAAAUACUUGAAUUGGCAAUUACGUAUGGUAAUCCAGUAUUGAUUGAAAAUGUUGGUGAAUGCUUGGAUUCAAAUUUAACGCCAAUUUUAGAGAAGAAUGUAAUUAAGCAUAAAGGUGGCUACUUUAUCAAGAGCGGAGAUCAAAUGAUUGAAUAUAAUAGUAAUUUUCGCUUAUACAUUACGACAUGUCUAAGGAAUCCUCAUUAUCCUCCAGAAAUUAUGGUUAUGGUAACCGUAAUAAAUUUUAUGAUUACGGAACAAGGUUUACGUGAACAACUGUUGGCUACUGUUGUGGCUCAUGAACGUCCCGAUCUGCAGGAGAAAAAGGAACAAUUGAUUAUUGAGUCGGCAAAAAAUCGCGAUGCUUUGUAUACAAUCGAAUCAAAAAUAUUGGAGGUACUUUCAACGUCCGAAGGCAAUGUAUUGGAAGAUGAAAAUGCCAUUAACAUUUUGUCAUCGAGCAAAAUCUUAUCCGAACAAAUUCAAGAGAAACAAAUUAUUGCAGUCGCUACUGAGGCGGAAAUUGAUGAAGCGCGUCAACGUUACGUACCGGUAGCCAAACAUUCGGCCAUAUUGUUUUUUUGCAUCAGUGAAUUGGCAAAUAUUGAUCCCAUGUAUCAAUACUCGUUGGGUUGGUUCUUGAAUCUCUUUGUGAAUACCAUCAUGAAGGCACCCAAAUCAACUGAAUUAAACGAACGUUUGCAACAUUUAAAUAAUUAUUUUACGAAAUCAAUUUAUCAGAACGUUUGCAGAUCUCUAUUUGAGAAAGAUAAAUUGGUUAUAUCGUUGGUCAUGUGCUUAGGUAUAAUGCUGUCAAAGGGUAAAAUAAAUAAAUCCCAUUUGUUGUUCUUUUUAACGGGAGGCGUUGGAUUGCAAAGUAUUCCACCUAAUCCAGCACCAGUAUGGCUUCCUGAAAAGGCUUGGUUUCAAAUAGUGCUGGCCAGCAACUUGGAAGGUUUAGCAAACUUUUAUAAAAAGUUUGUAGAAGACAUUGAGGCAUGGAAGAAAUUUUAUGAUUUGUCAUCACCGGAAGAAGCUGAAUAUCCGCCACCAUAUGAUCAAAUUGAUGAGAUGUUGGGUUUGAUACUAUUGAAAUGCCUAAGACCGGAUAAAGUUGUGCCAGCGGUUAGAAAUUUCAUUACACGUAACAUGGAUUGUUCAUUUGUGGAGCCGCCUCCUUUUGAUUUGAAUGCAUCGUUUGCUGAUAGUUCGCCAAAAAUACCUUUAGUAUUCCUGCUGUCCCCAGGCUCUGAUCCAAUGGCCAGUCUUUUCAUGUAUGCCAAACAGCGUAAUAUGUACGACAAAACAAAAACCAUUUCGCUGGGUCAAGGACAAGGACCGCGUGCUGAAAAAAUGAUACUCGAAGCCUGUCGCUACGGGUACUGGGUAGUUUUGCAAAACUGUCAUGUAGCUGUCAGUUGGAUGGGUGAAUUGGAGCGCAUUUGCAAUGACACAACUCUGGCCGAAUCUGCACAUACCGAUUAUCGUCUUUGGUGUACUUCCUAUCCGAGUUCAGUGUUUCCUGUGUCGGUGCUGCAGAAUUCCGUUAAAAUGACAAAUGAACCGCCCAAAGGUCUAAAGGCCAACAUGCAGAGAUCAUUUAAUUCGGAUCCACUGGUGCGAGAUAAAUUCUUUACAAAUGCAUUUGUGUACACGGAGACGGCCAAUAAAUGUUGGCUGCGCGGUGUAUUUGCGUUGGUAUUCUUUCAUGCGGUGGUGCAGGAACGUCGCGAAUUCGGACCAUUGGGUUGGAAUAUACCGUAUGAAUUUAGUGAAGCGGAUUUAAAAAUUUCAUUGCUGCAGCUUAAGAUGUUUAUAGCUCAAAGUAAUAGCAUACCAUUUCGUGGACAUGUCUAUCUAACCGGUGAAUGUAACUAUGGUGGUCGUGUUACAGAUGACAAGGAUCGUCGUUUAAUCUUGUCAUUAUUGAACAUGAUCUAUAAUCCCGGUACUAUUGAGGUUGACAAUUACGCUUUAUCACAAUCUGGCACAUAUCGAGUACCUUUGAAUCCAACACGUGUCAAUGCUUUGGAUUACAUAGCAGAAUUUCCUUUAAGUCCUCAUCCUGAAGUCUAUGGUUUACAUGAAAAUGCCGAUAUAAAUCGUAAUAACAAGGAAACAAAUAGUCUAAUACAAGGUGUUUUAAAAACCCAAACAGAUUUAAUGGCUUCUGUCAAGUCGAGUGGUGCAGGGGCGGAUGGUGCAAAAAUAGAUCCUGCCUUUCAGAUUUGUAAGGAUAUAUUGUCGCGUCUACCGGAUGCCUUUGAUCUGGUGGAGGUAACACACAAAUAUCCUGUAGUUUAUACAAAUUCUAUGAAUACGGUGUUGAGACAGGAGUUGAUAAGAUUUAAUCGUUUAUUGGAUUAUAUACGCAAAAGUUUGACUAAUGUUCAGAAAGCUAUACAAGGUCAAAUUGCCAUGAUACCGGAAUUGGAAAGAACUCAUCGAUCUAUGGUUAUUGGCAAACUCCCUGAUGAUUGGCUGAAAAAAAGUUAUCCUUCUUUGAAACCACUCGGCAGUUAUGUUACUGAUUUUCUAGCAAGAUUGGAAUUCUUUCAAACUUGGUUAGACAAAGGAGAACCGAUUGUUUACUGGCUAUCGGGUUUCUAUUUUACACAAUCGUUUAUGACCGGAGUUUUACAAAACUAUUCGAGAAAGAAUCGCUUUCAAAUCGAUAUGGUGCGUAUUGAGUUUGAAAUAACGAAAUAUGAAAUGGAAGCAGAUGAAACGCCUGAAUUGGGAGCAUACAUAAGGGGCCUCUUCCUUGAAGGUUGUCGCUGGAAUCGUUCCCUACAAGCAGUUGAUGAAUCCUUUUCAAAGAUACUAUUUGAUACCAUCCCUGUUGUUUGUCUAAUGCCAACAAUGAAAACGGAAGGUCAACAAAAGUCCUGUGCGGCAAGAGAUGAUGACGGUGGCAAACAAAUCUACGAGUGUCCUGUGUAUAAAACAAGCGAAAGGCGUGGUAUUCUAUCCACUACUGGCCACUCUACGAACUUUGUAAUGUACAUGGAUUUACCGUGUACAAGAAAUCAAAUGCAUUGGAUUAAUCGUGGUGCUGCUUCGCUGUGUCAAUUAGAUGAUUAGUUUUGCUUGAAUGAGCUGAAAGAAACACAAAAGGAUGUUUCAUCCUCUGCUAUUCAUAUUAUAAUUUUUUUUUUUGUUUGAGAGCAUUAUUUCUUUACAUUAUUUAGAGACUGAUGUAUAUUUUUUUAGACUGG